Capra hircus (goat) is the source of this 957-nucleotide messenger RNA. Its product is annotated as olfactory receptor 4K2. NCBI's taxonomy places the organism in Eukaryota, Metazoa, Chordata, Mammalia, Artiodactyla, Bovidae. The record is from RefSeq and is a predicted model, not a curated record. The transcript has a single exon. Gene Ontology annotation, cellular component: membrane. Gene Ontology annotation, molecular function: olfactory receptor activity; G protein-coupled receptor activity. The coding region runs from base 1 to 957 and encodes 318 amino acids. Gene Ontology annotation, biological process: G protein-coupled receptor signaling pathway.
AUGAUGGAUGUGGUGAACGAGUCUGCAGUUUCUGAUUUUGUUUUGCUAGGACUCUCUAAAUCCUGGGAACUACAGACAUUUUUCUUUGUGGUGUUUUCGCUCUUGUAUGUGGCAACAAUGGUGGGUAAUAGCCUCAUAGUCAUCACAGUGAUAGCCGACUCUCAUCUGCACUUCCCCAUGUACUUCCUGCUCACCAACCUUUCCAUCAUUGAUAUGUCUCUUGCUUCCUUUGCAACCCCUAAGAUGAUUACAGACUACCUCAGUGGACACAAAACCAUCGCCUUUGAUGGUUGCAUCACCCAGAUAUUUUUUCUACACCUUUUUACAGGCACUGAGAUCAUUUUGCUAAUGGCUAUGUCUUUUGAUAGGUAUAUUGCAAUAUGCAAGCCUCUCCACUAUGCUUCAAUCAUAAGUCCCCAGACGUGUGUUGCCCUUGUGGGGGUUUCCUGGGUUGUAGGAGUCAUGCACUCAAUGAGCCAGGUCAUAUUCGCUCUUACAUUGCCAUUCUGUGGUCCCAGUGAGGUAGAUAGCUUUUUCUGUGACCUUCCUGUGGUAUUCCAACUAGCAUGUGUAAAUACUUAUGUCCUGGGCCUCUUUAUGAUCUCAACAAGUGGCAUCAUUGCCUUGUCCUGCUUUAUUCUUCUAUUCAGUUCUUAUGUUGUUGUCUUGGUUGCUAUCAGAAAUCAUUCUUCAAAAGGAACAUCUAAGGUUUUUUCUACCUGCACAGCUCAUUUCAUUGUUGUCUUCAUGUUCUUUGGACCCUGCAUCUUCAUCUAUAUGUGGCCACUAAGCAGUUUUCUGAUAGACAAGAUUCUAUCUGUGUUUUAUACCAUUUUUACUCCCAUUCUGAACCCAGUAAUCUAUACUUUGAGAAAUCAGGAAGUGAAGAUAGCCAUGAGGAAACUGAAGAAUAAGCUUCUAAAUUCUAACAAGGCAACUCCAUUGCAUUAUUUUUAG